Molecule: messenger RNA, 2028 nt
Organism: Colletotrichum spaethianum
Lineage: Eukaryota; Fungi; Ascomycota; Sordariomycetes; Glomerellales; Glomerellaceae
Product: putative sulfate transporter
Exons: 4
Coding region: 1-2028 (675 amino acids)
Biological process (GO): transmembrane transport
Cellular component (GO): membrane
Molecular function (GO): sulfate transmembrane transporter activity
Source: RefSeq, a predicted model, not a curated record
AUGGAAAAGAUUAACCAGAAUUUUGAGAAGUUGAGAGACGAAAUCACGACGGAUGCCAGUCUUGCCCGGGCUCGUGACUUUGUCGUCUCAGGAGCUCCGAAGUUGCCGUCAGCUGCGGGAGUCUACCUACUCGAGAAAGUCCCCAUUGUCCAGUGGCUGCCUCAGUACUCUCCGAAAUGGCUCAUCACUGACUUCAUUGCUGGUUUGACGGUGGGCGUCAUGCUCAUUCCCCAGUCCCUGGCUUAUGCGAAGAUUGCAACAAUUCCCAUCGCCAACGGCCUCUAUUCGAGUUGGCUGCCAGCUGCGUUUGCAGUCUUUAUGGGAACUUCAAAGGGUCUCCUGACUGCCGAAAUUGUACACGAUCUGAGUCAAGAAGGCUUCGACGUCUCGGCGAUAGCCUCAUCCGUGGCCCUUAUGGUCGGAGUCUACUCGAUAAUCAUCGGUCUCUUCGGCCUAGGGUUUCUCCUGGAUUACGUCUCAUUCCCAGUUUUGACGGGCUUCAUCUCAGCCGCCGCUCUCGUCAUCGCCUUCGGUCAAGUCGGGUCCCUCGUCGGUCUGACAAAUGUACCAUCCGGCGUUUUCAACGUCAUCGGCGACGUCCUUCGUCGCCUUCCAAAGUGGGACGGCCCAACCUGCGGUAUUGGCUUCGGAACGCUCCUUAUUCUUAUCGCUCUCGAGAAGGUCGGCAAGAAAUGGGGCAAGAGACACUUCGCCAUUAAGCUCCUCGCCAACUCUAGGGCCGUUAUCGUUCUGAUAGUCUUCACCCUGAUCAGCUACCUAGUUAACCGUGGCCGUGACAAAUCCGACUACUCCUGGAAGGUUAGCCAAGUCAGCACUCAUGGCAUCACUCACCCCAUCGUGCCGGCUUCGAACCUCAUACAGAAGGUUGCGGUGAGGGCCAUUGCGCCUCUGGUCGCCAGCACCCUGGAACACUUGGCCGUCGGUAAGGCCUUUGGAAGGAAGAACAACUACCAGAUCGACCAGAGUCAGGAGUUUAACUACCUCGGCGUCGUCAACAUUGUCAACAGCUUUUUCAGUACGAUGCCCGUGGGUGGUGCCAUGUCUCGUACGGCUGUUGCCUCUGAGUGUGGCGUCAAGAGCCCUUUGACAGGCUUGUUCACUGCUGCUUUCAUUCUCUUGACCCUUUACGUCCUGUCUCCAGCUCUUUAUUGGCUUCCGUCCGCCACUCUGUCUGCCAUCAUUAUCAUGGCCGUUGUUCAUCUCUUUGGCCCAUUAUCACUUUUUUACCGCUUCUGGCGCAUCUCGUUUCCAGACUUUGUCGCCUCGAUGGUGUCUUUCUGGGUUACCAUCUUCGUCUCUUCGGAAAUCGGCAUCGGCGCUGCAGUGGGAUGGAGUAUCGCAUGGACUAUGCUGCGCUCAACCUUUGUCAAGCCUGUCAUUCACUCCAGCAACAACGAGAUCGCUCACAGCAUCCCCCAACCCAUUACCCGCAUUGUCAGCGACGGCAGUCAUCGCGGCACCGAUAACCGCACGGAGAAUGCCAGCAUUUCCAUUCCCGGCGACACUAUCGUGGUCGAUUUCAACGACGCCAUCUUCUUCCCUAAUGCUGAGCGCGCAAAGACCUCGACACUCACGGCCAUCAAGCUGGUGUACCCUCGCGUCGAGACCAGCAUGAGCCAAGACGACCGCGAGCGGCACUGGAGCGUGGCGUCCGAAAAGAGGUUGGAGAGGAUUAGAGCACAGAGGCAGCUUAGGGUCAAGGAAACACCACUUGCAGUCGUUGUCUGGGACUUCACCAUGGUACCAUUCAUCGACACGUCCGGCAUCAUGACGUUGAAGGAUUUGAAGGAUGAGAUUCGGUCGCAUGCUGGCAAGAGCGUGCAGAUCCGGAUGGUUGGAAUGUCGGACAAGGUUCGCAGCCGGUUCCUGAGGGCGAAGUGGAAUCUUGUCGACUUGGAAGAGUGGAGGGAGGAGGACGCUGACUUGGUGUACCCCUCGAUGGAGACUGCGAUCUGGGAUCGCGAUGGAGAAUCAGGGGCAGACAUCUCUAGCGAGAAGAGGGGUUAA